ACGUGCGCGGACUGAGUGCGCAGUGGCUUCAAUGGAGACAUGUAGAAGAGCAAAACAGUCGGCUACGAAUAUUGUUUAAUUGUUUAAAUACCAAAAUGUCAGUGCUUAUUAGAUUGAGCAGACGAAAUGGGUUUGCGGUGCCAUCGAAAUUACAGAGUGUCGCGUAUUCUCUACCGUCUACUCCACUGCCAAUCCAAGAAGAUGGCAUGAUUGGUGAAUUUCGUGUCUUGAGGUUCAUCCCCAAGAAAUCUGAUGACAAAAGAAAGAAAAUAGAGAGGCCAAAAGUGCCUCCUCCUCGGGCAGAUCAGAUGGCAACAGACCAAGACUGGCCCUCAGUCUGGCCAGGUCCCAAGACCUUCCACCCCGCCUCAGUGCCCCUUCCCAUCCGUCAGGGUUACCCGAAGAGGAACGAAGCACCUCCUGGUAAAUUUGGCAAUACCGAGCUCAUGAAGAUCCCGAAUUUUCUUCAUCUGACUCCGCCAGCCAUCAAGAGACACUGCGAGGCGAUCAAGCAGUUCUGCACAGAGUGGCCAGCGGGCCUGGAGGAUGACGAGAAGUGUGAGAAGCAUUUUCCACUCGAAGUUAUCACAUCCGACUACUGUUACUCGUCUCCUUCCAUCAGAGAUCCUCUAGCUCGGGUCGUUAGUUUAAGAGUGAAAAUGUCAUCUCUGGAGCUGGACGAGCAUGCCAAAGAUAAAUUAUUGAGGCUAUUGGGGCCCCGGUACGAUGCCAAGAGCGAUAUUAUUUCAAUCGUUGCUGACCGGUGUCCUACGAGAAAGCAAAAUCUUGAGUAUGCUGAUUACCUGCUCACUGCAGUCUAUCAUGAAGCUUGGCGCAUGGAGCCCUGGGAGGUUGAGAAACAAGUGGUUGACAUGGAGUAUUACGACUGGGACAGAAACAAAAGUCGCGAAACACUGGUGGCAAUUUACUCGUGGCCCAACGACCCUCCAGAGGAUUUCAAUCACGACACAAUUCCUAACGUCACUGAGUAUAAAGUUGCGGUGACUGAUUUAAUCAACACUGGAGAGGAUCAGUUUUCUGUUAAUAAGUACAGGGAGGCAGUUAAGAAUUUAUUACACCUGAAGAAGAACGUUGUAGAGAAUUAAAUUUAUUGACAAAACAA
Molecule: messenger RNA, 1123 nt
Organism: Diachasmimorpha longicaudata
Lineage: Eukaryota; Metazoa; Arthropoda; Insecta; Hymenoptera; Braconidae
Gene: mRpS35
Product: small ribosomal subunit protein mS35
Exons: 3
Coding region: 96-1106 (336 amino acids)
Biological process (GO): mitochondrial translation
Cellular component (GO): mitochondrial small ribosomal subunit
Molecular function (GO): structural constituent of ribosome
Source: RefSeq, a predicted model, not a curated record